This is a messenger RNA of Bufo bufo (common toad), 3843 nucleotides long. Its product is annotated as zinc finger E-box-binding homeobox 1-like. Gene Ontology annotation, biological process: anatomical structure development; regulation of transcription by RNA polymerase II. The transcript is spliced from 7 exons. Bases 19 to 2118 code for a protein of 699 amino acids. NCBI's taxonomy places the organism in Eukaryota, Metazoa, Chordata, Amphibia, Anura, Bufonidae. The record is from RefSeq and is a predicted model, not a curated record. Gene Ontology annotation, molecular function: DNA-binding transcription factor activity, RNA polymerase II-specific; RNA polymerase II cis-regulatory region sequence-specific DNA binding.
ACCUUCAGCUCAGAUUGGAUGUGUGAUACUGUCCAAAACGCAUGUACCAUGUCCGAGGACCUGAAGGAGAAGCGCAGAAAACAAGCCCAGCCUAAGAGAAGUCAAGGUGACUGUUAUGAGCAACUCCAUACAGAAAGGGAAUUUUCAUCCAAAAUAGAAAGAGAUGAAGAGAGAAGAUCGAGGACCCCUCUUACCUUAACCGUCCCAACAACACUGAAAAGUGAAGCCAAUCUGGGUUUGGCGCCUGCAGAGAGACCAGAACUGAAAUCUUGCGGUCGCUGUGGAAAGGAUAAUAGGUUAACAAACAAUGGCUGCCAGAUUGACUCUUCUCUAAAUGCAUGUCACUGCCUAGAUAUUCCCCAGCAGGACUUACAGAUUACACUGAAGAAUACAACAGAAAACAGAAAAUUUCAGUGUGUGGAAUGUGGAAAAGCAUUUAAGUUCAAACAUCAUUUAAAAGAACACUUUCGCAUACAUAGCGGAGAAAAACCCUAUGAAUGUUCCAAGUGCAAAAGAAGGUUUUCACACUCUGGAUCUUACAGCUCUCAUUUAAACAACAGGAAAUGCUUCCCUGCUAAAGACAGUAAUUCCAUACCUCCUCCACUAAUUCAUUCAUGUUCCCUUCCUGGAGGACUUGACUUUGGACAAAAGUAUAGAGAUCAAGCCAAACUGCAACACUCCCAUAGUAAAAACUGGCUAAUGUACCAUCCAGUUGCUGAUCCUUUACCAGCCCCGCAUGUGACAUGGUAUAGCCAUGAUUUUAAUAUCACACCUGGAUCUCUUGAGAACAUCCCUUUUGACAUGGCUUUGAAUCCGCAGUUGGGAAAGGCUUCCGAUCUUUGGCAUAUUGGCAACGAUUGCUGGAGGAAUUUGCAACAAAUCCAUUCCAACAGGUGGCCAGAAGAUGAUGAUAGACAGUGGGGCUCUCAGGAAAUGGAUCACCAGAAUGCCGGUGUCUCUCAGUGUGCAAAGUAUCAACCAGAAACACUGCUUGCCAGGAGGCACUAUGAAACCGAACAAAACACAACUUCCUUAAUUCAGUACCAUAGAGACUACCCUACUGAAACUAUAGGAAAUGAUUUAGUAAUAAAUACAAAUGCUCCACCGAGAAAGCCCAGUACAGAGAACUUAGAAACCGAAAAAGAACAUCAGGCAAAAAAAACUAAUGGAUGUGACCAGACUUCAUCUCCUAAAUGUCCACAAAAGCUGUUAUCUCCUGCCAACAGGCUGGAAACAUCACAUCACUGCCAUUCAAGUCAGUACUGUAGUUCAGAACACAUCAAGUCAAAUUCUAUAAGAUCUGUUAAUGCACCCCCUGACAAUCCUCUAAAAGACACCCAGAUUGAGCCUCUGGACUUAUCUGUACCAAAAAUACAGGCCAAUCCACAUAAAAGGAAAUAUUUAAGUGAGGGACCUUUGAAACAAGCAAAUUAUACAUUGAGAAGUAAAAGUCCCAGGCCAGAUUUAUUUUCACCUCACAUUUUGCCACAGCAUGUGUCAAACAAUUUGCCAUGUACUUUGCCAGACGUACUACACAACUUCAUUCAGAAUCGUUAUCCAUUUCUACAUAUUAAUCAUAGUUUCAGUGGACUCUCAUUCUGCCCCUUUAUAAACUGCUUUUAUGGAACCCAACCAAAUAACUUGGGGAGGAGAAGUGAAGACUUCACACCAAUGAAUUUCUCGGAGGAAGGGAAACAAACUGAAAGUGCACCACGGAAGAAGAGCAAGAAAGCUGAGAAUGGUAUAUAUGCCUGUGAUCAGUGUAAUAAGAGUUUUCAGAAAAGCAGCUCUCUUCUACGCCACAAAUAUGAGCAUACAGGAAAUAGACCGCAUCAAUGUGGAGUUUGCAACAAGGCCUUCAAGCACAAGCAUCACCUCAUUGAGCAUAUUCGGCUACACUCAGGAGAAAAGCCAUAUUGUUGUGAUAAAUGUGGCAAGAGAUUCUCCCAUUCUGGGUCCUUCUCUCAACAUAUGAAUCAUCGGUAUUCUUACUGCCAUAGAAACUCUACAGAUCUCCCAGAAAAUGGUGAAAUGACUUGGGGAAAUACAACUAACCAGUCUGAAAAUUACCCAGUGUUGCCUUCUCUUGAGACACUGAGGAACAUGGUGCAGAGCUAAUAAGUGCCCAUAGGGUGCAUAAAGAAAAGCACUACAAUUGCUCUCUAAGGAAGUGGACCAAUGGACACAUGAUUUCAGAAUCGGCAUAACCCGGUUUCAUUUGAACAAUUAAAAGGGUUGUUGAAGCUAGGGCAUUUAUGGCAUAUCGAUGACAGCUCCUUUCUCAAGGAUGGGGCCCCACAGAUGCAUGACUUGUUCUCCAUUCACUUUGUUCUUGAGAUAAUAGCAAGUCCCAGAUUGACCUGCUCCUAUUGGAUAUUUUAUGGCAUAUUGAUAGAAUAUGCCAUAAAUGUCCCAGAUGGAAAAACUCUUUUAAAGAAUACACAGUAUUACUUUUUCGAAAUAACAGGUCCAGAAAAAAACAGGAUCUAUUUUUAAGGGUUUAUACACAAAUCACACAUUAGAUCUUCUUGGUGAUAUGUCCUGUGUGUGCAAUAAUAAUAACAAAGAUGACUACUAUUAAAAAGUUGAUGUGCCUAUGUUCUGCAUAGGCUGAUGGAGUUUUCCCACAAGUACCGUCUGACUUGUUAUAUUCCAAUUGUUUGCAUUUAAGGGAAGAGGGAACCAUUAAUGCAAAACCUUGAAGGCUGAAAUCAAACAUAUAUCGUUUUUUUUUAGGUCUGUUAGGUGUUUGAGUGGAUCCAAAAAGAAGAAAAGGUAUACGGAAAAAUGAUGCUUCUUUUUUAUAUAUACCCCUGUGUUGGGACUUAAAAAGUGUACCAAAAACUUCUACAAAACUGUACAGUACAUGUGAUUCCAGAAUAACAUAGCCCCCCACCUUCUAUGUGCUAUUUAUAAUUCUAGUGUCUUCUUAUAUGACAGACAGGUCUUUGGACCCACUUAGGCACCGGGGCUCAGAGGCAAUUGCUACUUCUACACCCUCUAUAGCUACACACCUGGCACUCGGCAGUGUUUUAGCAUACAUUGCACUCAUGCUGUUGAUAUAAUCUGAACUAUGGUGUGCUAUAUGUAACAACCACUAUUCUUUAUGUAUAUAUGCAAAUUUCUGGUGCUAUUAAUAAUAAUGGUAAAUAAUUGCCAUCUCUUUUACUCACAGCACUAUCUCUGGCUUCUUUUUAGUUAUGUUACUCAGUGGUACUAGUGUUACAUAAAGGUCCAGGAAAGUUUGAAGGAGUAUGUUGCACAAUAUUAGGAGAAAUUAUAUUAUACAUAAUACUACUGUAUGGCUAAAUAUAUUUUACCAAAAUACAGGGUUGCAAAUAUGAAAUAUUGUAAUAACAUAUAAGAUUUUUUUCACACUAACAAUGAACAUGACAUUUAGUCCAACACUAGAACCGAAAUCUAUAAAAAACAUAAAAGGGGUUGUCUAAUGUAGAAAACCUAUUUUCAAAGGUCCUAUUGUAAAAAGCUUAGAGUGGGAUCCACCACCCAUGACCUUAUAGUAAAAGUCUAGAGAAGGGAAGUGUCUCUCUCUGGCGUGAGAAUAGACAAUCUUACUGAAUUUCCCCCCAUCUACUUCUGGAUAGUCAUAAUUAACUAGACCUCUUAGAAAAUUUGAAGACGUUUUACCAUGUUCAUGGGAUUCUUUUGAAUAAGUGGGAGCAAACAUUCCUCAAUUUGGCCUGGGUGAUCUCCUUGGUCUUGGAAAUCAGUUGUCAUAUGUGUUAAAAAUUUCUACCUUGCUGUCCCCAAAGAAAUGUUUCUUGUCCCUGUAGGUGUAGAUAGACUAUUGCAUCCUGACUGGUAGAUUUAUCUCCAAUUAUG